Cylicostephanus goldi is the source of this 366-nucleotide messenger RNA. The record is from the annotation of a GenBank genome assembly. Lineage: Eukaryota; Metazoa; Nematoda; Chromadorea; Rhabditida; Strongylidae.
UUGUGUUUCAUUUGUAGCUUCUAUCCACAUAAUCCUACUCUUCUGCUUUUUCACACACAUGGUUUUAGAAGUUAUCAACCGGUUUCUGAGGAAAUAGGAAAAGUAGAGCAACCUGUACCAAAGCUCGAUGUUGUAGAAGAAGUUAUUGCUUCGCAUCUGGAAGACACUAAAAAUGUGAAACCAGUUGAAACUGUGGAUCUCUCCACCUUGGCGCCUAAGAAGGUUGAUUGGGAUUUGAAGAGGGACAUCGAGAAAAAGUUGCAGAAGUUGGAACGAAGGACACAAAAAUGUAUUGCUGAGAUGAUCCGGCAACGGUUAGCUGAAGGCAAAGGUGAUCUGGCCAGUACAGUGAAUGCUGGCGUUUAA